This is a messenger RNA of Mytilus californianus (California mussel), 2362 nucleotides long. RefSeq lists its product as uncharacterized. The record is from RefSeq and is a predicted model, not a curated record. The transcript is spliced from 3 exons. Bases 85 to 1449 code for a protein of 454 amino acids. Lineage: Eukaryota; Metazoa; Mollusca; Bivalvia; Mytilida; Mytilidae.
GUAGAUUAACCAAACAAAGAGUGUUCAUACUUUUUAAUGUCGGGUCGAAAAUCUAGUUUUUAUAGAACGAUUUAUAUAUAAUGGAUGCAUAUUAUGAGUAAUUCAUAUAGAUUCAGCAAUAUUUUGGAAACAGUAUUUUGUUUCCUUUUGUUAUUUGCAGGCUUUUGUUUGAGUAAAGAAUGUAGUGGUGCAUUAAAUGGAAAUUAUGAUACAGAAUCGUGUGCUGUCGGAGGCUGCUGCAUACCAAGUGACGGUACAGGUGACACACGGUGUUGUAUACCAACAUUGACACUUAUCUUGGUGUCAGUCUUUAUUGGAGGUACAAUCGUUACUAUCAUUGUAGUAAUUUUAUGUUGUGUAAUAUGUCGAUACCGGAAGAAAAAGAAACUUCGUCAGAGACUAGAGGAAAGGCGUCGGCGUCAGCGGGAGAGAGACCAAGAAAGACAGAGGAGACUUAUGAUGGACCCUUUUGUGAAUGGGGAUCCCUUUCAAGUUACAGGACAAGAGGUUGAAGGUACAUCACAGCCUCCACAUUACCAUGGCCAAGAAACAGAUACGAAUACAUCACAGCAGCCACCGGCACCGACACAACAAAACAGACAUGUUCCACCCCCAUAUCCAAAUACUCCACCACCAGCAUAUUAUUCAAGAAUAGGUACACGUCAUGAGGACAGACAGAGGAGUAGGACAAGAAAUUCUAUAAUAGAAAGUCGCGGUUCAUUUCAUACAGACGACAUACAACCAGAAGUGACAAUUAUUGAUAGUCCUUCGCCUUCCAUUUCACCUCCUGUACCUGCGCCAAUUAUAGAGCCAUCUUAUUCCAGAAAUAGUAAUACUGUUUCAGGAAUGAAUACAAAUAUUCCAUUAGGAUUAGUUGCAAUUAACAAUGCAAAUAAUAGAAAUAAUAGUCGUAUUCACAAUGAACAACGUGUUCUUACAAUUCAGGACCUUGAAUCAGAUGAAAAAGAAGAUACAAUUGGUGAAAUUGCAAAACCGGAAUCUAGAAUGUCAACAAAGUUUUCAUUUUAUCCAAAUAAUUCAAGUAGACUUUCAGUGCAUCCUGAAGAGAAAAGCCCUUCGAUACAAAACUCUAGAACGAACACUAAAAUGGACAAGGAAAGUCCAACAAAAGACGAAUCCAGGUUAUCCACAAGAUGUGAUACAAAACAUGUGAGAAAUGAUGAUUCAAGAAAUUCAAUUAAAUCCGAAAGGAAUUCUGUAAACAAUAAUUCACGAAUGUCGUCAAAAAUAAUGCAUCCAGUAUUGAAAAAUGACCAAUCAAAGACACCCAAUGAUAAUAGAGGCCUGUUUAUCAAGAGUAGGAUAUCAAUUGUGCCUGAGGAUAUAGGGCGAGAUGAUAUCAAUACUCGUAACAGUUCACAUGGUCGUAGUUAUGUACGAUCGGUUGAUCCCGAUGAACGUGUAGUCAGUAACUUAGAUUAUGUAUAGAGCUUUGAUCGAUGCAAUCACAACUAUUCUCGCUUCAAUAACGCAUAAUAAUUUCAUUUCAACGAAGAUAAAAAAAAAAACAUAAUUUGGCCCCUAAAAUUACAAAAGUAGCAAAUUCUCUAGCCAUUUCAAAAUUAGGUAAAUUGAUUUCAUAAUUGAAUAAAAGGAUUUAAUCUGGACACUUCAAGGCAGAAAUGUGAGUUGUGAAUGCUUAUUACGUCAACAACAUCUCAAAACUGACUUCGAUAAUUUACACAUAGGUUUUUUUUUAUAUUUACAGUAUCAUUUAGGAUUUGUUACUGAUUCACAAGGCAUGGAUGUAAACAUUUGCGAUUCGUGCAGACGAGUCAAAGCCUUUCCUAAAUUUAUUUUUGGUAAAGCAUUUACACAUACCGAAAUAUUAAUGACAGGAUCUGAAAAUGAGGCUGUUUUUACACUUUUGCAGUUUUCAUCAAAAUGUUGCAAAACUACGUUCCCCCACCAAAAUGAAGGGAAAAAACCAACUAAACAAAACAACAUAAAAAAAAAGAACAGCUCACAUUCGUUUGAUAACACCUGGCAUCAAUUCUAUCAAUGAAACAAUAUCUAGUGCAAAGAUUUGGAGGUGGUUAUUGACAAAUUUUUUCACCACUGCACUAAUUCUUUACUGUUGGGAUUUUCCCCUAAGGACGUUGAGGACAUUUAGCAUGAUCUCAAAUUAAGCAAGCCUUUGGUUUUUUUUACGACAAAACAAGGCGGGAAAAGUAUUCAAAAUAGUUAAAUCAAACUUUAAUUUUCACACAACGAUAGAGCUUACAAUAUAGACACAACUGAAAUAAAUUGAAACUGAAAGAAGAGGUUUUAAUCUAUGAAACAUUUUAUUUGUUAUUUCGUGUUUUACGUUUAGAAUUGUAAAAUAAAGUAUUAAACUUGA